AUGGGAACAAUUUUUUAUCAUCCAUCGUUAUUUUUAUCAUCAACAGUUUAUAUGUCAAAUCAAACAUCAAUUGAUUAUUUAAAUUCUAGUAAUAAUCAUAUUGUAAAUUUAUUUAUACUUGUUGGUGUAUGGAUUAUUUUAAUAAUUACAAUUGUUUUUGGUACAACAGGAAAUAUUCUUGUACUUCAUGUUUAUAUAAAACGAAAUGAUAAUAAAGCAUGUACAUUUUUUAUUAAAAUGUUAGCUUUUGUUGAUUUAAUCAUAUGUUUUAUAUUGGCUCCAUUAGAAUUAUAUCAAACAACAACAGGUAUUCAUAAUGAAUUUUUUUGUAAAAUCUAUGGUUUUUUAAAUACUCAUGUACUCUAUUCAACAUUUCUUAUAACAACAAUUGCAUUUGAUAGAUAUUUUUGUAUAUGUUGGCCAUUAUAUAAAAUAAUAACUAUUCAUCGUGCACGUGCUAUUGUUAUUAUAUGUGGUAUUUUAUCAACUUUAUUAGCUAUAAUACCAAUGAGUGAAUAUUCAACAAUCGAUCAUAUAUUACGUAUUCAUAAUAAUCAUUCAGAACAAUUACCAAUUGAAACUUAUGAUGAAUAUGAUUUACCAGUUUAUACACAUGUUGAAAAUAUUAAAACAAGUGUAUAUAUAUUACCAUUUAUAAUUGUUAAUGCAACACAUGUUAAAUGUAGUCCAAGAUUUAGUUUACGUCUUGAUUUAUCAAAUUUUUUAUAUGCAUAUAGAAUAUUUCAUUGUACAUUAUUUGCUAUAUGUAUUAUAAUUGUAUUAAUCUUAUAUUCAUUUAUAUAUAAUGCUGUUUAUCAACGUCGUCGUACACGUUCAAAAAGAUUUUCUACAUAUAGAAAAAUUCUUCAUUCUUAUUUAACAAAUACUGAAACAGAACAUGAAGAAAUUAAUCAAAAUUUAUCAUUAACAUAUAUAUGUUGUUAUUGUUGUAAUAAAGUACAUAGAAAAAUAUCUCGACAAUCAAUUUUACAUCGAACAUUAAAUAAUCAAAAUAAAAUUAAAUAUUUUAAUCAUAAACAAACAUAUUAUAUAAAUAAAAAAAAUCCUGAAAAUAUUAGUUUAGAAAUAAAUUCAACAUGUGAAAAACGUUAUUCAGCUACAUCAAUGACAUCAAUGACAUAUUUAACUAGUGGAAUAUGGGAUGAUCCAUCAUCAACAAAUUUAAUACGUUCAAGAAUUAAUUCAAUAGCAGCUGUUAGUUAUUGUGGAAUGGAACAUUCAUCAACAAGUCGACCAUCAACAUCAACUGAAGAUUCAUUUGAUCAAACAUCUAAAUUAUUAACAUUGAAUAAUAAUUUAUCACAAACAAAAUUAAUAACAUCAUCUAAUUUAACAUAUUUAACUGUACCUAAACAAAAAACAAUAAUAUCAUCUUGUUCAAAUGAUAGUGAUUUACAAGGAAAUACAUCACAAACAAAAGUUUUACUUCAACCACCAAUUGUAAGAAAACCAAGUAAUACAUUAUCUAUUCGACAACAACAACCAUCUGAAGCAUUUGUUAAUCAACGAAAAGUAUCAUUUAUGACAUCGCAAAUAACUGGUGAUUGUUGUAUUAUUGAAGAUCCAUCAAGUAUAAAUCAACAAUUAAAUUCAACUCCAUCACCUAUAGUUAAUAUACAUAAUCAACGUUCAUUAUCAACAACAUCAUCAUCGAUUGAUCCAACAGGAAGAAAUUCUGUUUCAUCAAAACGUCGUACAUCAGGAUUUGAUAGAGAAACUCAACGUAUAUUUGAACGACAACAAAGACAAGAACAUUUAGCAAAUAUUCGAACAACAUUAACAUUAUUUAUUGUUACAGCAACUUUUAUUCUUAUGUAUUUACCAUCUAUUAUAAUUACAUUAUUCAAUAUAAAACCAAAUGAAUAUCGUGAAGUUUUAUUUUUACUCUAUUACAUUAAUAGUGCAUGUAAUCCAAUAAUAUAUUCAUUUUUUAAUGUUAAUUUUCGUAAUGAUGUUCGUCGUAUUUAUGAAUGUCAAAAACAUGUAUAUUUAUCUUGA
Molecule: messenger RNA, 2019 nt
Organism: Rotaria sp. Silwood1
Lineage: Eukaryota; Metazoa; Rotifera; Eurotatoria; Philodinida; Philodinidae
Source: the annotation of a GenBank genome assembly